CUUAAAGCGAUAACCUUCCAUGACUGUGAUACAAUAGUUUACAAACCUGUUUCCUCACGUUUUAAGUUUUGUUUAUCACCAGGCACAAUGGCCAGGAAUGCAGAAAAAGCCAUGACAACGCUGGCGCGAUGGCGUGCCGCACAACUUGGUGAAGGUGAUGCAUCAAAGAUACGCAGGCCGUUCCUCGCCACCGACUGCAACGACCUUCCUCAGUGUGAAAAAUGGAGGAUGCAGAUUAUAAGAGAAAUAGCGAAGAAAGUUUCACAGAUUCAGAACGCUGGGCUGGGCGAGUUUCGAAUCAGAGAUUUGAACGACGAGAUCAACAAGUUGUUGAGAGAGAAGGGCCACUGGGAAGCACAGAUACGAGACUUGGGCGGCCCGGACCAUUCAAGGACCGGGCCGCGCAUGCUGGACCACGAAGGCAAAGAAGUCCCUGGCAACCGUGGCUACAAAUACUUCGGUGCGGCAAGGCAGCUGCCCGGUGUGCGAGAGCUGUUCGAACAGGCACCACCGCCUCCUCCACACAAGACAAGGGGUGAACUGAUGCGCGACAUCGACGCCUCUUACUAUGGCUAUAUGGAUGAUGACGACGGCAUACUCAUACCGUUAGAAGAAGCCGAAGAAAAGAAAGCUAUUAAAAAAACUGUUGAUAAAUGGACAAAGGAAAAAGAGAAGAAAUUAUGCGAGGACAAUGAAGAAAACGAAGAAGAAGAAGACAUAUACAAAAUCGACAAGAAUGAAAGUUCGAGCGAUUCUGAUUCAGAAAUAACAGCCAAGACGUUGGAAUCGUUCAAGGCCCAUGUUCCUGUACCGACACAGAAGGACAUCCAGGAUGCCAUACUGCGAAAGAAAAAACAAGAACUGCUCGACAGGUACGCACCAGAUGAGGAAGACGAGGAAGAGAGCUGAAAUGUAAAUACAAAAGUGGGGGAUGAAUAGAAUUGACCAACAUUGUAUAUAUUUUUGUAAAUAUUUAAUUUAAUAUUGUGCAAAAUAUAAAAAUGAAAUUUA
Cimex lectularius (bed bug) is the source of this 1011-nucleotide messenger RNA. Its product is annotated as pre-mRNA-splicing factor ISY1 homolog. Gene Ontology annotation, biological process: mRNA 3'-splice site recognition; generation of catalytic spliceosome for second transesterification step. Lineage: Eukaryota; Metazoa; Arthropoda; Insecta; Hemiptera; Cimicidae. Bases 88 to 909 code for a protein of 273 amino acids. The record is from RefSeq and is a predicted model, not a curated record. Gene Ontology annotation, cellular component: Prp19 complex; post-mRNA release spliceosomal complex; catalytic step 2 spliceosome. The transcript is spliced from 6 exons.